CCGCGGCCCGCCCGCGCCCUCCGAGGGACCAGGCUUCUGGGAGCGGCCCCGCGGGCCGCGGCGGAGGCGCGGGCGCCCACUGGCCGGCGCGAUCGCAGGGCGGGGCCACAUCUUAAAGGGCCGGAGCCGAGGAAGACCGUCCCUGGCCCAUGGAGCCCACGCAAGACUAUCCACUGUUUGGGGGCGCCUUCUCCGCCACGCUCCCUCCCGGGGCCAUUGACGUAAGCGACCUCCGACCGGUCCCGGACAACCAAGAAGUUUUUUGCCACCGCGUGACGGACCAGAGCCUGAUCGUGGAACUUCUAGAGCUGCAGGCCCACGUGCGGGGAGAGGAGGCCGCGCGGUACCACUUUGAGGACGUUGGUGGGGUGCAGGGGGCUAGGUCUGUUCAAGUGGAGGCUGUGCAGCCCCUCCUUUUGGAGAACCUGGCCCUGAGGGGCUGCUGUGAAGAAGCCUGGGUCCUCUCAGGCAAGCAGCGGGUAGCUAAAGAGAACCAGCAGGUGGCAAAGGACGUGACACUGCACCAGGCCUUGCUGAGGCUGACUCAGUACCAGACUGAUCUCCUGCUCACCUUCAAUCAGCCCCCCCCUGACAAUAGGUCAUCUCUUGACCCUGAAAAUCUGUCACUUCCACCCUGGAGCCUGGGUGACUUUGAACAGCUGGUGACCAGUCUGACUCUUCAUGAUCCCAACAUCUUUGGUCCCCAGUAAAGAUGCUGAAAUGCUACACGAUGCUGCUGAAGACUUGGGGACCCCAUUCUGCAAGGGGAACAAAGGGUUGGAUAUAUUCCCCAAAUUCCUUCCCUGUGUAUAAACAUAAGACACCUCUCUGCAGAAAUAAACUUGCUUUAUAACCA
This is a messenger RNA of Eptesicus fuscus (big brown bat), 856 nucleotides long. It is a transcript of the gene RANGRF, whose product is annotated as RAN guanine nucleotide release factor. The coding region runs from base 150 to 710 and encodes 186 amino acids. Lineage: Eukaryota; Metazoa; Chordata; Mammalia; Chiroptera; Vespertilionidae. Gene Ontology annotation, biological process: regulation of membrane depolarization; protein import into nucleus; regulation of sodium ion transmembrane transporter activity. Gene Ontology annotation, cellular component: nucleus. Gene Ontology annotation, molecular function: sodium channel regulator activity; guanyl-nucleotide exchange factor activity; transmembrane transporter binding. The record is from RefSeq and is a predicted model, not a curated record. The transcript is spliced from 6 exons.